This is a messenger RNA of Saccostrea echinata, 5448 nucleotides long. RefSeq names its product DNA topoisomerase 2-binding protein 1-like. The coding region runs from base 139 to 5082 and encodes 1647 amino acids. Lineage: Eukaryota; Metazoa; Mollusca; Bivalvia; Ostreida; Ostreidae. Gene Ontology annotation, biological process: mitotic DNA replication checkpoint signaling; mitotic G2 DNA damage checkpoint signaling; DNA replication initiation. The record is from RefSeq and is a predicted model, not a curated record. The transcript has 39 exons.
UUGUCAUGUUUUUGUUGACUUGUAAUAGAUGCCCAACAUAUGAAUACGCAGAGAUAAAAAGUCAUUGUUCUUUGCCUACUGUAAUGAUGUUGCAACUCCACUUGAAGUUAGUUUGAUUCGAACAGUGAAGCAGAUAAAAUGGGGGAAGAUGAAUUCAGGGUCCGCUGUAUCAUAUCAGACAAUGAUGAUGGACAAGAAAAGGCUUCAGAGGCCAUGAAAAAAGCUCACAAGAGCCUAAUUGAAGAAGGAUUUUGUGUUGAGUGGAUGAAGGACUCAGACUGUCUGAAGGUCAUCAAAAAAGAAAAGAACUGUGUUUAUCUCUAUGAUCCAUUUGGUGGCAAAUCUUUCAACCAUAUCAGAAAUUUGGGAUGCAGGAUAUUUGGACCCCUCUGCAUUUUGUCUUCACUUGAGUAUAAACUUGAUAUCCCAAAGAGGAGUGUCCCUGUGUACAAUCUGGCCAUGAAAGACAUUGUAGUGUGUUGUACCAACCUUGUUAAACAAAAAAGAAAUGAGCUUCAUGAGAAGGUGGAGGCAAUGGGAGGCCUAGUCAGCAGGGACCUAACACACAAUGUCACUCAUCUCAUCGCCGGGGAAGUUGGUAGCAAAAAAUACCAGGUUGCUGCUUCUACUGGCAAACAGGUUUAUCUCCCUUGUUGGGUUGAUAAAGUUUGGGAAGCCUCCCAGAACAAACACAUCCAUGGCAGUAGUGGGGAAUUCCUGGAGUACUCUUGUCCCGUCUUCAAGGGUUUAGUCAUCACCGUGUCUGGCCUGGACUCGGAGGAAAGAAAUCAGGUCAAAAAAGCUGUGGAAGCAGAGGGAGGAAAAUAUACGGGGGAGAUGAAGGUCAAUGAAUGUACACAUCUCAUCAUAAACAAACCAAAAGGUGCUAAGUAUGAGUUUGCCAAGAAGUGGAAGAUUCACAUAGUGAAAUCGGACUGGUUGUAUGACUCCAUUGAGAGGGGUUACUGCCUGGAGGAGAGAGAUUUCUGCCUGACUCAUGACAAGGAGGAUGAAAAGACUGAAGUCAAAACAUCGACCCCUGAGAAAGAAAACGGAAGUAGAGUAGAUAGGAUGUCAACAUUAGCUGAUAUCAGCUGUAUAUCAAAUGUGUCAGCAAUACAGACAACACAUCUCAACGAGACGUCAGCCACCACACAGAACAGGAAGUCAACAGAUGAGUUUGAGACAACAGUAGAGUCUAUUGAUCUCACCAAGUCAACAUCAGAUCUCUUCCUGGAUGGCUGUAAGAUUUAUCUAAGUGGAUUUAGAGGAGUUGCCUUAGAGAAACUGAGAAAAGUAAUAAAUGCUGGUGGAGCAACAAGGUUAAACACCCUGAGUGAGAACCUCACUCAUGUUGUGGUUGGAGAAAGGAUUGAAAAAGACCUUGAGACACUGAAAACAGCAACCUUCAGACCCCAUGUUGUGACCCCAGUAUGGAUGGCAGAAUGUUUUAGACAGGGCUACACUGUUAAUGAAGAUCCAUAUAGACUCCCAGAGUUCCCUCCCUUAGACCCUCAGUCACCUCAUCUCAAAGGGAAAAAAAAGUUAUCAGAGGUGAAAAACAAGGAUAUAAAAGAGGUCAAGCAUGUAGAGAAUGCAGGGGCCCCAGAAGGGGAUGAUGAAUUCUCAGACAUCAUGAGCCAGUAUCUCUUGCAGGCAGAUCAAGGUCCUGCGCCAUCAGGAGAGAGAACUGUGAUAGACAAAGCAGACGUACCUACUGUAGGAGAGGACAUGACACAGAACCCUGAGGCUGAAGAUGAAGAAAUGCAGGAGGAAGGGCCUGUUUUUAACAAGAAAGUUUUUAUGUUCUUCGGAUUUGAAGAGGAGUAUGAGAAAGACAUAGGAGAACACAUCAUAGAGAAGGGAGGAAUCAUAUCCAAGCCCACUAGUCGUGUUAUACCAGAUUAUGGAGUGGUGCCUAUCGAUGGAUUUCCUGUAGAUAGGACUGUGAAUGAAAUUGUAACAAAUGCUUGGGUGCAAAUAUGUUGGGAACAAGACCAGCUAUUGCCUGUGACCAGUAAUGUGUUGUUUUCUCCUAUGGACAUUAAGAUGGAUGACGCCCCUCUUUCAGGCUGUGUUCUCUCUGUCAGUGGUUUUGCUGGGACAGAGAGAGAUUGUCUGAUGCAUAUCUCUGAACUCCUUGGUGCUGAAUUUCAAGAAUACUUUGUUCGUAAAGCCAACAAAGAUUUAAAAGCCAGCACUCACCUGGUUGUAAAGGAAGCAGAAGGUUCCAAAUAUCAGGCAGCCAAAAAAUGGAAUAUUCCAGCCAUCUCCAAGAGGUGGCUUUUCAAGUGUGCCAAAUCUGGAAAAAGAGAACCAGAGGAAAAUUUCUUGAUAGAAAAUGAGCCAACAGAAUCUCAGGAUCUCACCACAAGUGUUCAGACAUCCAUCACUAAUGCUCAAGACAGCAAUGCAAACAAUAGUCAUCAAAAAACUGCCAAUGGAACAGCUCAAACAAACAAAGCCGAGAGUAUUCAUCAAAAUCAAUCAAGCCUCAUGAACCAAAGCACAGCAUGUGAUAAUGUAGAGAAUCCACAGGAAAUGGAAUGUGACAAUUCAGUGAAUGUGCCUCCUGACCAGGGGCAAAUCACUCUAAAUACCAGCGUUACAACUGACAAUGAUGUGGAGAUGAAUGCAGAGGAGGAAAAAUCAAAGGGUGGAUCUAAGGAAAAAUCAGAGGUGUGGGAAUCUGGCAUGGAGACAAAUCAGGAUGAUCUGUUGAUGUUAGAGAUGGAUGCACAGGGAGGAAGCAGGAGAGGGUCUUUGAGGAGUGAGGAUAGGAGGGGCUCUCUGAGGGGUGGGAGAGACACAGAACUCCCAGAGAGUCAGAAAGAAAACAUGGCUGCCAUGAAGACACCAAAACUGACCAACCAAAGGGUUAAGGAGCUGAAAACAGAGAGGGAAAUGCCCCGAAACUCACCCCGACACGAAAGUCUCGAUGAGUCCACAGGACCUCUUGAUCUAGACAAAUCUUUCCACCCACGCUUUGAUUUCUCUGAUGUGUUGAAGGACUUGGAAACCCCGGAGGGGCAGAAGGGCAAGACACGGAAGUUAGGAAGGAGAAAGUCCAGUGUUCCCUUUUACGAGUUGUUUGAGGCUGCGGUCCAUGGUAUGGCCAAAUUUACGGAAGAGUACAAAGCGCCAGAACCUACAGAUGAAGUGCAUGGAACCUGCAGCAGCAGUAAUCAGUAUAUGACAAGACCCCUGAAGGGAGUGACGAUCUAUGUCAGUAAGAAACUGAGUGGCCAACAGGCGGAGCUGAACAACAUCGUGGAGGAUCUGGGUGGCAAUUAUAAAUGGCAAUACGAUGCCACAAGUACACACUUUAUAUUCCAGGGAAAGACAAAUGACACCACCAAGGAAUUCAGAGUGGCCAGAGAACAGAAGAAAAUCAUUGUUUCUCCCCUCUGGAUUCAAAUGUGUAAAGAACAGAAUGCCAGAGUAGAUGAAUCUUUGUUUCCACACAAUUACAAUCCAAAUCUUACAUUGGCGAUGGUGAAGAAAGCCACCCCAGGAAGAGGUUCUCCGGUGAAGUCUAACAGAAGCACUCCUCAAAGGGCAACACUAAGGUCAACUCGGACAAGUAAACAAUCCGAGAGCUCGGAUAUUGAUGAUGUGCCAAAACCUUGCAGUCCAACAACGGUGACUAAAAUUUCUGAAUCUGGACAGAACAAGAGGAGUGGAGCAACUUUUCCUGAGUCUGACAAUAAACGACAGAGAAUAUCAACAGACAGUGAAACUGAGUCUACAGAGAAGAAAGUGGCUGAAGAGGAGCCAGAGGUGGUGGAGAUGGCAGGUACCCUGGAUUACAGAGAAGAACUGGCCAAACAACUAAAGGAGGACAUGGCUGUCCAAAAAAAAAGAAGAAAAAGUAGGAAACUCAAUUCCAGUGGUCAAAUGAACAUGUCUGGGGAAGGCUCAAGUAAUGACAGUGGGAUGCAGCGCCCAGGGUCAAGGGCUAAUCGCUGGAGUAUGAAUGAGGACCAAAAGACAGAGGCUACAGUAAAGGAGGGUUCCCUCCCUGAGUCCUCCCAGACUGUCCAUGUGAUGUGGGAUGACCCCACAGGGAGACUAGAACAGGAGCGACUAGCCCACAAACUACAGAGGGCAUGCAGUCCCACCCAGGACCUCAACAACUUACAGGAGAUGAUGGACGCCCAGUUCUCAGAUGUUGAGGAGGAGGAGGACCCAGUACCUCAACUUCCCGAGAAUGAACCAGACAGAAGAUUAUCCUCACCCCAGGCACCCCAUGUCGCUUUCCAUAAACAAUCUGAGCAGACAGUCCCCUCCCCUCAGCCUGUGAAUUUAGAGGAGGAGAAGGGAGGAGAGGAGACAAAAUCGACCCCACCCAUCUUCAUUUUGUCAGGCUUGUCUAAAGAGGAAAGAGAUGAUUAUGGAGUUUUAGUAGAGAGCCUUGGUGGCAAAAUGUUGGAUGGACAAAAUUUUGACCCAUCCUGUACCCAUUUGGUUACUGGUGUUCCGGCAAGAAAUGAGAAAUUCCUAGCCUGUGUUGCCUCUGGAAAGUGGGUUUUACACAAGUCCUACUUUGAGGCUUGUAGACAAGAGGGCAAGUUUGUACAGGAGGAUUUCUAUGAAUGGGGUGGAGAUGGAACAGCCAGCUUGCUUGGAAAGAUGAAUCCAGCAGUUAGAAAGCUCUGUGAAGCUGCCCAUCGAUGGAGGCUAAUGAUCAAUUCCCCCUCACAGUCUUGUAUUGGAGCCUUCAGUGACUGGAAAGUGGUGCUGUGUACCGACCGUAAGAAGGAAGACAACUUCCGUAGACUUCUAGAAGCAGGGGGAGCCACUGUUCUUACCAUUAAACCACCCUUUCAUAAACCUGUGUCAGCCAGUCAUGCAUUUUUAGAACUGAACAAAGUGGAAAUGUCGGAGGAUGAUAUUUCUACCCUGGUGAGGUCAGGGGUCAUAUGUAUAAAACCCGAUUUUAUUGCAUCUCACCUCACCAACAGUCCACCACCAAAUCCAGAAGAUUUUUGUCCAUCAGAGGUCAGAACGCUCUUAAAGAGUCUCUCUGGAAAGAGGAAACUCUCUUCAUCAGAUGACACUCGUAAAAGACCAAGAAGAUGAUGAGCGAUAAUUCAUUAUUUUUCACAAUCAUGAAAAGAUUAUAGAAAUGUGACUGUUCUGAUAUUGAAUGUAUUUUUAAAUCCUGAAAAAAGUGCUGGUGAUAGCUACUGUGUAGAAAUAGAUAGAAUAAUAAGUAAUGAAAAGAAUGUCUGAAGCAUUUUAAGAUGAGCAUGCAUGAAGAUCGAUGUCCAGUCAAUAGUAUCUCCAUAUCAACAGUUUUGUGUUUGAUUUUUUAAUGAUUUGAAUAUCUAUGAAGAAAUUGUGUUCAUAUAUCUGCAUAGGAAAGUCUACUAUGAAUCUAUUCUGAUGAAUAAAAUAAUGAUAUUUUAUGUGUUCUUAAGAUUAAAUAAAAUAAGAGGAAAAUGU